Messenger RNA from Leucoraja erinaceus (little skate), 1354 nucleotides. RefSeq lists its product as uncharacterized. The transcript has 3 exons. The coding region runs from base 101 to 919 and encodes 272 amino acids. The record is from RefSeq and is a predicted model, not a curated record. NCBI's taxonomy places the organism in Eukaryota, Metazoa, Chordata, Chondrichthyes, Rajiformes, Rajidae.
CGUGUGAAGACUUCAGACCUGUAAGUGAUGGUCAGUGAACUACAGAGAAUGAACGGACGAGUAUAGUUUUAAGAAAGCAGUUCAUUAUAAACAACUUGCAAUGUCAUCCGGUGUCCCCAAGGAGAAGAACAGUGUUUCCCAAUGGUCUCCCCUGGCACCUCAACUAUCCACUGGCUUAGAAUCUGCUGUGGACUCUGGUUCUAAUGCUACUACUUUAAUUAAUCAGCAAGGAUGGGGAGAAUACAGUGGCCAGGAGACACAAGUUGCACCAUGCACCAAGGUCCAUUCUGGAUACAGCAACAUGACAAGCACAGACUGCUUUGAGAAUAUGGGGCAAAAGAAGUUGGCUCUGGAUCCAAAACAGACCCAGCAAACUAAUUCCACCUUAUUUCAAGGCAUCUCCAGCGUCAAUCAAGGCCAGACUUUUCAAAUUGGGCAAAUACAAGCUGACAAGGCAAAUGGACUCUUGAAUCCCAUGAUUAACAAUGAGCUGAAUCGACAAUCUAUACUUUACAGGAACAUGCAACAGCAGGUGCAGAGCCAACAACAGGGACAAUUAAUGAGACAGCAGAUGGAGCAGCUCCAGCAACUGAUGGAACAGCAGCAGAAACUCAUCAAGUUGCUCAGCUGGCCCAUGGCCAAUCAAGGUUUUACCCUGCCGGUAGGAUUUUCAGCUCCAUGGAAUGGUAUCUCUGCAGGCCUGCCACCUGAUGCAAUGGUACAGUUGUCUAGUCCAUCUGCUAAUGAAGAAUCUUCAAAUGUCCAUGCCCAGGCAUCAUUUUCCAUUCCACUGGUUCAAGCUGCACAGUCCACAAAACAGCCAUCAUCAGUGAACAGCAACCACAUUUGGACAGCAAAGCAUCCACAUCCAUCUCAAGACACAGGUGAGUCACAAAUAGGCCAUUUGCAUUUGACAUAAAGAGAAAAUAUACUUGGAGCAGCAAGUCAGACUUCCUAAUCCCAAACUCUAGCUAUGCUCAUGACCCAGGGAAGCUUCAAGAAAACGCAUUUGUUCAGAUUCAGGAACAGUUUCUUCCCAGCUGUUAUCAGGCAACCUAUCACCAACUAGAGAGCGGUCUUGACCUCCCAUCUACCUCUUUGCCGACGCUAGGUCUAUCUUUAAUCAGACCGUUUGGACUUUAUCUUGUACUAAAUGUUAUUCUGUAUCUGUACGCUUUGGACGGGUUGAUUGUACUCUUGUAUAUUUGUUUCGCUGACUGGAUCGCACACAACAAAGAACUUUCACUGUACCUCAUGACACGUCAUAAUAAUAAACUAAACUAAGCUUUCAUACUGUUGCACUCUAAUUGACUGACACAGAGUAUUUCACUGCCUGAAGCCGUCUAAAUGGGAA